Messenger RNA from Colletes gigas, 3144 nucleotides. RefSeq lists its product as uncharacterized. NCBI's taxonomy places the organism in Eukaryota, Metazoa, Arthropoda, Insecta, Hymenoptera, Colletidae. Bases 133 to 3144 code for a protein of 1003 amino acids. Gene Ontology annotation, biological process: cellular response to calcium ion; regulation of calcium ion-dependent exocytosis; regulation of dopamine secretion. Gene Ontology annotation, molecular function: clathrin binding; phosphatidylserine binding; SNARE binding. The transcript is spliced from 14 exons. The record is from RefSeq and is a predicted model, not a curated record.
AUCGGCGUGAAAGGGGUGAAAACGCGUGCCGGUACCCUGGAUCAGUGAUUUCGCCGUGAUUACCAGCUUAAUUGAUCAGGCUCGGCGGUUUCAUCGGAUUUGUGGUUGGGCCUGGAUUUGGUAUUAAGAAGGAUGGGUUGGACACUCACCGGUCUUGGAGUGGCGUUAAUCAUCGUCGUCAUUGCUGGCGCCGCCCUGGCGCUGUGCAGAAGGUAUUGCAUUGGCUGGCAAUGGAGCACUAGAAACGUUUGGAACGUCUGCGAGGAGUGGCGACAGAGGCUGUCCUGGUUGUGGGCACCGCGGGAAGAGAAGGUUGGUUUGGUAAAAGCACAAUAUCCAACGGCGCAAACGAUCCCUGGAUUGUAUCGACAACCUGGAAACGCAUCCCAAUUGCUCCAUAGCGACAGCGAUCUCAGACUCAACGAGCAAGGCGCUUUUACCAGAUUCGAGCCAGUGGACAGAGAUCUACAUCCGCCUCUGGGCGCUACCGGAAGCACGAUCCCUCCACAACCGUUGAGGCCAGCGCCUCAACCGAAUCCAAUACCUCAACCAAAUCCAGCGCCUCCGCCAAAAUCAACGGCUCGUCCAAGGCCUCCGCCCCUUCAGACCACGAACACCGUAAACUACCUGAGAAUGCAGGAGACUGGUCCGGGCCCAUUAACUCCGCCGCCGUCGUUACAAGGGUCGAUUCCCUCGAGGUCGACCGGACCCUCGUUUUUUCAUUUCCAAGCGAAACCAAAGAACUACGGGCUGUACAAAACAUCGAACGAUCACGUUUCGCCGUUUGGAUUCGAGGACGAUACCACGAAAUCCGUGACAGAGAGCAUUCAGAUGACUCCGUACGGCGCGCAGAAUCACGUGGACUCGAGGCUGAGAUACGACCUCGAGGAGGAGCGAAGGAAAGACGCCAGGUGCAAUCCAUACAGACAAUUCGAUGCCAACAUGGAGUCGACUAGGAUCAGAUACGGGGUGGACGGUGCUCCUAUAGCUACCUUGGACGGUAAAGGGGACGAGGAGAGUAACACGAGCUACGGUAGCUACGACAUCGUGCAAAGGAGUCACAUGAUACGCCAGCAUGUCAGGAAUGAUUCGAGAGUCACGCAGAGCAGUUUCGGAAUGACGAAUUCUUCGAAUGCCGCCAGCCAGACCAUCAUGGAAUCGAUAUACGGGCACGAGGCGCUGUCCAAGAUGCUCCAGAGCACUCAGAAUCUCGGCAACAACCUCGAUCACAAGAGCAACGAGUUGCAGAGCAUCGAGAUGACGCCCUUCAGGAGUUCCAACGUUCUUCAGGACGACAUCGGCUCGUCCUAUUUGUUUCGCGAGUCGCAGGGCCUGCAGAAGGUCUCCCAAUACAUUCAGAGCCUGCCCGAUCUUCCUAUUUACGAUUCGAUGAAUGAGCUCGCGCGACAGCAAGAUCAAGAGCACGUGUUGUACGACGACACGAUUCCAGAGUCGAUCGAUGGGCUGAAAUUCAACAGCGAAUCGGCCUCCAGCCCGGUACCGCCGCCACCCGCGCCGCCCGACCCGCCGAAAGACGUGCCAAAAAAGAACGGUCCGACCACCGGGGAGAAAAUAUUUAACGCGUUCAGAUUGGUCACAUCGCAAAGUUACAUCGACGCGUCGAAAUUUUACAACUCAGUCCUCUCCGCGCCGGAGCAAGUCCAAUGUUUCACGUUUCCGUCGAGAUCACCGUCGCUGGUGGAGGACAGCAUCAGCAAUCAGUUGCAGGACGAAGUCCAGGAUAUUUAUACGGAACAUGACGCCGACGUAAUAGGUCCCGACGGUUCCAGGCGUAGCUUGGAUCUAUACAGUCCCGAGCUUAAUUUGGAGGCUCACCGAACAGCUCAAGAAGUGUACAAUAGUUUACAAAAUCCCCCCUCUUCGCCGCUGCUGCUUAAGGAUCACGAUCAAGAGAUAUGCAGCUACGAGUCCGAUCCUAGUUUCACGAGAACCUCAGAGGACAUUCUGAAUAGUAUCGAGCAGAGGAGGAAAAGUAUGGAAAGGCAGAACGGUAUUCUCAGCGAACUCAACGAGUUGGAUGAAGCUGACUCAAAACAAAAUAGCCAAGAAUUUUACGCCGCGCAGGAAGAGCUGUUGUUGCGAAAAUCGUCUCAGAACUGGGAGGACGCUUUCAAGGUGAAUUACACAUUGAACGAUCUUAAUGAAAUCAGUCGCGGUAGUCGUCGUGGGCCCCAGGGUCCGGAACCAGAGCCUCCACCGGACGAAUCGGUCAUGAAGAGGGCCAUAAGCUGCGAGAGCGUGUGCUCGGAGACUAGCGUAGUUCUUAACGACCUCGAAGAGAGACCUAUCGCCGGAUACGUCUGCGUCACAGUUGAGUACGAUAGAUUGAGCGGCCGAGGAUUCGACAACGAGGGCGAUCUCGUGGUCAGUGUUCGCGAAGCCAAGGAUCUCGUGACGCCAGACGGUCAACCCGCGAGGGACACUUUCGCCAGGGUAUGUCUGUUACCCGACAGACAAUCCUCCUGGAAAACUAGGACUUACAGAGGAACUUCGUCGCCCUGUUAUCAGGAGAAAUUCUUGUUCGGCCUUCACGGUGGUCCCACGGGUAGAACGCUUCUUAUCGAAGUUUUUUCCGACGAGACCAGUAUAGGUGGCGACGAGACUCUUAUUGGAGAAUCUACGUUACCGCUCGAACCUCCGCCAAGGGGUACGGGCACAACAACGACCUGGUUGCAACUCGCAGGAUCGUAUAUGCCGUCGCCACGAUUAGGGGAGUUGAUGUUCUCUCUGAGCUACUCGCCAACAGCGGAAAGACUCACUUUAGUUGUUGUAAAAGCUAAGAAUUUACGCGGAGCUAGUAGCGUGCCCGGGGACUUUUUUGUUAAGGUGUACUUACUUCAGCAAGGAGAAAAAGUGCACAAGAAGAGGACAUCUAUAAAGAAAGGAGAGAAUAAUCCGAUUUUCAACGAGUUCAUUAUUUUCAAUGUGCCCACUCACAUUCUGGAGAGUAUACAAUUGAGAUUGAAAGUAGCAGAAAUUAAUAGCGAACAAGGCAUGAAACCGAUCUCCGUCGGAUACAUCGUCGUCGGACCCACGUCGACCGGAAGAGCACUUCACCAUUGGAAGCAAAUGUUAGCUGCUUUCAGGCAUCCUGUCCCCAUGUGGCAUCCGCUCAGGAAGUGA